This is a messenger RNA of Drosophila bipectinata, 1828 nucleotides long. Its product is annotated as sialin. The record is from RefSeq and is a predicted model, not a curated record. NCBI's taxonomy places the organism in Eukaryota, Metazoa, Arthropoda, Insecta, Diptera, Drosophilidae. Gene Ontology annotation, cellular component: plasma membrane. Gene Ontology annotation, molecular function: transmembrane transporter activity. Gene Ontology annotation, biological process: monoatomic anion transport; transmembrane transport.
AUUUUGGGGUAGAGAACAACGAUAAACUAGUCGACAGAUCGUGACAAAUUGCAAAUAAUUCCGCGUUUUUACAUCCCCACCCGAUCGGCUAGCAUUUGCAGCGAUGUCGAAGUCAGUCGCUCUUUAGCUCGGGUCACCUGCGGUUUUGGGACCGUCCCCCCAUUUUUCGAUAAGUGUUUUGUGUCUGUAUUGAAAAUAAAUUUUUUAAUUAUUACCUACAAUAUGUCAUGCAAAUCGUGGACUCUGCCGCGUUUGUCGCAAUCAGGUCCAUCCAGCCACAGUCUCCUGAAUUCAGUGCGUCUCACUUAUGCUUUAUGUGCUUUUUUGAAUUGUUUUCUUCACGCCGCCAUGCGCAACAUGCUCGGCAUGAUAAUACUGAAAAUGGUCAUGCCGCACCCAGAGGAUCACCUGGAGACUGCAUCCCAGGUGGCUGAACAGCUGGGGGGACACAAUGUCAGCACUGCGGGCCGAUGCGGUGACUAUCGAGGCAUGCCCAACCCAAUCAUACAAGUGGCAAAGACAGGCGAUUUAAGUUGGACCCGUAACCAGGAGCUAACAUUUCCCGGAAUUUAUUAUUAUGGCUAUGUCGUUUCCAUUUUUCUUUCCGGCUAUUUAGCUGAUCGAUGCAGCAGCAAGAGGAUUUUUAUCCUCUCGAUUAUCCUGACAGCUCUGGUCUAUAUCCUGCUACCAUUUACGGCUCAUUAUAGCUUCGAAGCAGCAGCAGUGAACCUAGUGAUCUGCGGAUUUCUGGCGGGCGGCGGAAAUCCAGCUUUGUAUAAACUGUUCGUUAUCUGGGCGCACCCCACGGAGAGAACGUCUUUGAUUGCAUUUGCCUACAGCGGGAUUCUUAUAGGAUCUCUGACGGUGUAUCCCCUGGCCGGUUUUUUAAGCGAAUUUUCCUGGGAGCUCCCUUUCUAUGUGAUAGGCUGCGCAUCUUUGGUUUUUGGAAUUCUCUGCAUUUGGCUUAUAUAUGACAAUUUGGAUCAACAUCCGCGUAUAACUAAAAAGGAAUUGGAAUACUUGCAACAAGGAGUUUUAGUACAAAAUACACAGACGGUUAAGGUUCCUUGGAAGAAGUUGCUAAGCUCCCUUCCGGUAUACUCCUUCAUAAUGACCCAUGUGUUUCAUAAUUACACCUUUUUGGUGCUUGCAAUUUCAAUGCCACGAUUAAUGCGGGAGGCAAUGGAAUUUGAUUUAAGGCAUGUGGGAGUUUUCUCAUCUAUUCCCUUCUUGGGCGCAUGCUGCUCGAAGGCCGUGUGCAUCCUUGGUGGAAGCUAUCUAGAGCGCCGCAUGGGAUCUUAUCAAAACUGGAUGCGUCGCCUUUUUUAUGUCAUCUGUUGCAUAGUGGCAAUAUGCUGCACAAUCGGUAUUAUCAUGUCUGAUUGUGGGUACAAAAUGUUGGUCCUGUUUAUGUUAACCCUACUCAUGUGCUUCUCGGAUUUGGGAUUCAGCAUCUACUGGCCCACCUUGCUUUACUUUGGACCCUCCUUUGCCGGCUUAAUUUCGGGAAUGGCCAAUGGACUAGCACAUCUAUCCGGGUUUUUGGCGCCACUUCUUGUGGCUUCUCUCGUGCAUACUGGUAAUAAAUCCGAAUGGAAUAUGGUUCUGUUGACUGUGAUAGCGUUCAAUAUCAUGGCCUUGCUGGUAUUUGGACUUUGCAGCAGUACGAAAUUACAACCUUGGGAUCCAAGGAGCAACAAGGCGCCAACUGAGAACAGAGAAUCCAAAGAAAAUAAUAGUUAACUUUAAAUUGGCUUUCGUUGUUAUACAUUAUUAAUAUAAGUACUGAAUAAUAAGUACUUUUUAUUUAAAAUAUUUACUUCUGGAA